This is a messenger RNA of Hippoglossus stenolepis (Pacific halibut), 2505 nucleotides long. RefSeq names its product coiled-coil domain containing 78 (gene ccdc78). NCBI's taxonomy places the organism in Eukaryota, Metazoa, Chordata, Actinopteri, Pleuronectiformes, Pleuronectidae. Gene Ontology annotation, cellular component: cytoplasm. The record is from RefSeq and is a predicted model, not a curated record.
ACAGUGAGGGCCACUGGCAGCACACACUGAAUAAAUAUGGACACUCAGGACCAGCAGCCUAAUUCAAAAGAACUUCAAGAGAGACUUCAAGCUCUGACGGUAGAAAAUUUCCCGCUACGUGAGAAAAAUGAACGCCUCUUUGCCAAAGUGGGCUACCUGGAGAGCAGACUGGGCCACCUGGCUGGCUCCAACACAGACCUGUCCUGCAGGCUGGUCCGGAGUGAAGAGGAAAAACUGAAGAUAUCCAAGGAGCUGGUGGAGGAAAAGAUUCAGACCAACAGGAUGAGAGAGCGAUUUGAGGAGGAGACGUUUGAGCUGAAAAACAAGAUAUUGAACCAAAACAGUGUGAUAACAGAGCUGGAGCUGCAGCGAGACAAACUGUCCAGGGGACUUCAGUCGGCCGAGGCUCGUCUGACGGCCGGAGAGAGAAGCGGACGAGACCUGACGGAGGACUUCGCCGCUCUGAGGAAGAGCUACCAGGUUCUGGCCCAGGCCCACGACAAAGAGCUGACCCAGGGCGAGGAGCUGAGUGCGGAGCUGCUGGCACUGGCCCAGGCCCAGGACGCCCUCCGCAGGCAAAUGGAGGAGCAGCAGCGAAAUGUCCAGACCAGCACGCAGGGGCUCCAUGGAGAGCUGGACAGGGUGCGGGCCUUGAUCAGCCGCAUGUCACAGAACAGAGUCAAGACUGAGGAUUUGGCAGCAUUGGACAAGGAACAAAAAACUAUGAAAGAAACUCUUCUUGGAAACCAGGAUGAAAUGAAAGACAUGCUGGAGAAGCUGAGGGACGGUUACAUGGAGCAGCAGAGGAACCUGGAGGACAAACUGGCGGCCGUGAGCAAAGAGCACCAGGAGAGCAGGGGGGUGAUCCGUGACAGCCGGGUGAAACUGUCUGAGCAGAACGCGGCCCUGAUGUGCUCUCAGAGCCAAGCGAAGGAGGCAGAAGAAGAAAACUCAAAGCUGCAGCUUCAGGUGAAAGAGCUGAACGAGGAAUUCCGAUCACGGCUGGUGUGCUACGUGCAGGACUUGGCGGACUACAUUGAUGGACUCGGAGAAGGAAAACCUCCCUCAGAGGGACCUAAGAUGAGGGUGUUUGUAGAAAACCUGCUGCAGGAGGUGCGUUCCUCCUACAGGGCCAGAGAGGAGCAGCUGGCUUCUGCUGCUCGCUCCUACAAGAAGAGGCUGCAGAAGAUCACUAAGACCCAUCAUGCACUGCUCAUCGCAUACAGGGUUCAAAGGGAGCAGGUGUUGGCCAAACCAGAGUGUGGACUUGACCCCGGACUUCCAGAGGCCAGUUUCAGCCUGGAGCUCACUGAGCUGAGGGAGGAAACCGAGAGCGAGCUGCAGCAUGUUCGUCAGGACAAGGCGAGGCUGGAGGCUCAGCUGCAGGCGGCCCUGGAGCAGGUGGCUGCCCUAAAGAUGCCUGCUCAGAAUUCACGCUGUCUGGAGCCGGUAAAAGUGGAGCAGACAUGUGAGGAACCCUGGACGGGCGUAAGGACACGGCUAAAGGAGAUCACAGACUCUACGCUGGUGAGCUUUGAGAAGGAGCGAGCUCUUCUCAUCACCAGGGCGACAGUUGCAGAGGCGCAGGUGUCCGAGUUGCAGGACUACGUCGACAACCACCUGGGCAGGUAUAAAGAGGAGAUCACACAUCUCCGCAGACUGCAUGGCAAACAGGAGGGAGGAUCCCAGAGUGCCAAUUCUUCUCUCCACUAAGGAAACUGGAAAUCCCAUCUUCAGAUAAUUCAGAUUGCACAGUUUUAUGUUAUAAAUCUCACACUUACGUCAUCUGUAGCUUUAAACAUUUAUUCCCCUGAUAUCACAUAAAUCAAAAGCAGUUUGACAAAUUCUGUUUCCAUAUAAAUCCAUCUGGAUAACCUGUUUUAAGUGUUUAAACAUGACGUGUGACUCCCUGCUGCGUUCACACACCAUCACUAGGUGGUGCUGCUCAUUCUGCUGCUUUUCUCCAUGAAAGGCCCCCAAAGAAAGCCGGCCUUGAGAAAAAAAUGCCUGGAAUGUUUGUAAAGCUUAUGUCAAUUUCACGAGCUCAGGAGAAGAAAGAGCGGUGACAGCGAGGGGUCACCCUGGUGAGAAUAAUGUCAUUACAUGUUACCCAGACACGUACACGCCUGUGAAUGCUCUCCCCAUCAAUGCCGGGCUGAGAACUGCGGCGCACAGCAAGCCAGGCUUUUUACAGAGGGAGGGUUCAUAUUUAUAACCUUCAGUGUUUGUCUGAAUGGGCAACUAUUCCCUUUAAAUCCCUUUAACAGUGAAAGGGUCUGUUUUUCUUUUUAAUAGCGUGUUUUGGUUGCAUGGUUUCAUGCUACGGCCAACAGCUGAUAUAGCUUUAAAAAUAGAAAGUACUUUUAGAUGUGGCAUUAUUUAAAAAGUUUGGUGUAAAGUGUCAGAAACUUUGAGUCAAAGUUGGGUCGAAAGCAGAGGUAGUCAUGGGAAUGAUGGGAAAAGUAGAGGAGAUGGAGAGGGUCAUAGGCAUGUCACCCCAAUCCC